UGUCCAAAAACAGGUGGACAAAUCUUCAACGACAUCGUAUUUCGGACCGAGUCCUCGCACCCAUUAUUCAAGUCUAUAAAACCCUAUUAGUCCUCUUUCAUUUUCUUCUUCCCCGUGGCACCCGUCUUCGCUGUCUUCCCUAGGAGGAUCCUUCAGGCCGGCGUUCUUCUGUGGAAUUAUUUUAUUUUCCAAGAUGAAUCAUUUUAGUCUUCAGCAGAGCGCCAUGACAGCCUGUGAAGAGACAAGAAACUUAGUGUUGAUCUCUGAUCACAGAGGUCCAGUUUUUUGUCCUAAGCCUCGACGGGUUGGUGUUCUGGCUAACAAAUUGAGUAGGCCUUUGAGACCUCACAUAAGCCACCAUGCUGAGGUGUAUGAUUCGAGAGCCGGAGCAGAUAUUCUGGAUCUGAUUAUUCCAAAGGAUAGCUUUGUGUUGGACCAACCAGAUAACCAGGUGACUUCAUCACCCCCACCAUUUUUUUGUGGGUCACCUCCAAGCAGGGCUGCCAACCCACUGAUUCAAGAUGCCCUAUUUGGAGAGGAUAAACUUGGUCCUAUCUCGACACUGCAAGUUCCAUCUCCAUCAGGACCAUCAUCACCAUCAUCAGCAGCACGUAAAGGAGGUUGCGCUAGAAUGACAUUCGGGCUUAAACCCGCUGCUGUUAGAGUAGAAGGAUUUGACAGCCAUGGCAGGGAUCGCCAGAAUUCCCGCAUCUCUGCCAUGGCUUAGAACUUUACAAAGGAAAGUGUACAUAGAAGGAAGCUAAAUGCCGCUGCAGACUUGACAAGACAGGGUUUUGAAUCUUUUUGAGAAGAGAGUAGAUAUCUUCUAGUGGGUAAUAUGUAUAUAUGAUCUGUUUGCUUGUGAUAUUCCCGAUCACAAUUCUGUAAUUAGUUUGAUUGAACAAAGGGGGGUUAAAAUCAAAACCUUUAGGGUUCUUACUUGGAAAGGCGUCAACAUGUUGAGAGAGCUUGUUUCAUUUGUAAUAUAAGGAAAGAUGGCUUAGUAUUGGAAGGUUUUUGAUAAUCUUUGGGCAUCACCCUUACAUUUAUGUAUAUAGAGCAACUUGGUGAUUUUUAGGUCUAUGUACCUUGUAUAAAAUUGUCGUUAAUAAAUUA
Tripterygium wilfordii is the source of this 1116-nucleotide messenger RNA. RefSeq lists its product as uncharacterized. NCBI's taxonomy places the organism in Eukaryota, Viridiplantae, Streptophyta, Magnoliopsida, Celastrales, Celastraceae. The record is from RefSeq and is a predicted model, not a curated record. The transcript has 4 exons. The coding region runs from base 194 to 727 and encodes 177 amino acids.